UAGCCCGGUAGUGGUGGUGUGUUUCUCGUGUCGCCAAUGAACGUCUGGAAGUUGGCGUUUGUCCGUGAGCCAGCAAGGAGCUUCCUAUUUACGUUUUUUAGUUAAAUUCGUUUAUUAUUUGUGUUUGUCUCUUCGUAUUUCGUUAGAAACGGGAAUAGAAUUUAAACAGCGUGUGAAUGAAUAAGAAAACGUUGGCGAAUAACAACACGCUGAGAAAUAUCACUGUAUAUAAUAAUAUUCCGAAGGUUUUGGUUGUAUGGUGGUUUUUACGGGAAAUUUGAAGAGUGUGAGAAGAGAGUGGUAUAUUGCAAUAUAUAGUGUGUUAUAUAGUGUAGCGACGGCGUGUAAGCCCAAGUGCCGUUGACGUUUCGUGUGUCAGUGUCCUCUCUGUUUCUUCUCUUUCUUUCCUCUCCUUUCCUCUCAUUCGGCAUCAUUUACCUUUACUUAGUUUUCUUUCUUUUUCUUUCUUAUACAAAAAUCUAUUUUCCUCUCCUUUCUGGCGUGCAUCGUGAAGGGAUAGGACUACGAAAGAAUAGAAACAGAGAGAGAGAGAGAGGGAAAAAGAGAGAGAGAGAUUCUCUUUUAUUGCCAUGCCAAAUGACAGGUGCGAGGCGCAGUUGGAUAGAUUGUCCUCGUUGGUGUUUGGCAUCGUAGGGUACGCGAUCGUUCCCGCAUUUUUCCAAAAUAUUGCCGUAUUCGCAGAAUGACGAGAUCACGUAUAGCAUUGUUUAAGUUUAUUCGGAAGUGCGCCGAGGAAGAGGAUAAAAAACAACAGCAAAGACGAAAACCACGAAGAAGACCAGGAGGAGUUAGGAUUCCCUCGCGCUAGCGACAGGCUAUGAGCGCUGACAAUGGGGACGACUCCUUGCCCACGUGGCGCUUAUGGGGCGAGGAAAGGGGCGAUGGCGUCAUAUAUACUGUCUAUUUGAAGAAAGUUCGUUAUCACAGACCUACGAGAAGCCUUUCCGCAUCGGAUUCGGACGACGAGAUUUCACAUUUAGAAUGGGAGACCGUAAGAGUGAGAUUUUUAAAAGCUGGCACCGUUCAACGUCUCGUGGAGAGUUUAGCCAACGACGAUGGGGAACUCGAGUCGACCUACAUCAACGUCUUCCUUGCAACAUAUCGUGCUUUUACAACACCGCGAGAAGUCCUCGAACUGCUUCUCGCCAGGUACGAUGCUCUCGACGAAAGUACAGGUGCCCUCACCGGUGAACAACAUCGAAAAACCCUCAUUCAGGCGCUUCACGUUUGGCUCGACGCCUAUCCAGGUGAUUGGAAGACACCACCGAAUCAUCCCUUACUAGCUAGGCUUCUCGAUUUUGCACAUAGACGUUUACCUGGCUCGGAACUCGAGCUCAAGGCUAGGCAUCGUUUGCAUAGAUUCCAACGUGAGGAUAAAGUUGAUUGCGUUGUGUACGACAAUGAUCAUCGAGUUCAUGGAAGUUCAAAUUCGAACGGUGAUCAAGGAAUUGUCAAUUAUACGUUCCCCGAAGUUCCACAACGACAUUUUGCCGAACAAUUGACACGUAUGGAUGCUGAAGUUUUUAAAAAACUCGUAGCACAUCAAUGUUUAGGUGCAGUUUGGUCGAGAAGAGAUCGUUCGAGGAAUCACGAGGCAGCUACGGUUUUGGCAACGGUCAAUCAAUUCAACGCAGUAUCGUUAAGAGUUAUCUCAACAAUUUUGACAGAACCAACGAUGAAAUCCCAAGAUCGUGCUAGAAUUCUCGAAACGUGGAUCGAUAUAGCACAGGAAUUGAGAGUCCUCAAGAAUUUCAGUAGCCUGAAGGCAAUUGUUUCCGGUCUACAAAGUAAUCCGGUUUACAGGCUGGAAAAAUCUUGGCAAUGUAUGCCAAGAGAAAAACACGAACUUUUCCGUGAACUCGAAAGAAUAUUUUCUGAGGAAAAUAACGCAUGGACCCAACGCGAAUUGUUAAUUAAAGAAGGUACUGCCAAAUUUGCUGAUACGGCUGGUAGAAGUGACAGACAUCUUCAGAAAUUAUUUCAAAAGCAAAAUACUCACGCCGGAAACAUCAGUUACGGCACGAUACCGUACUUGGGCACGUUCCUGACGGAUCUCACGAUGAUCGACACUGCUAUCCCGGAUACGAUAGCUGACGGUCUGAUCAAUUUCGAUAAGAGACGAAAGGAGUUUGAGGUACUCGCAAGAAUAAGACUGCUUCAAGGUGCUGCGAACGCUUACAACUUUAGCAGGGAUCAAUCGUUCGAUCGUUGGUUCCAUUCCGUGGUGGUUUUGGAUGAUCGUGAGGCGUAUAAAUUGAGCUGUCAAAUAGAACCACCACCACCCGGUAACACUUUAAAUAGCCGGGGCAAGAAGAAACAGAAUCAUCAAGGUCAUCGGAAGAACGAUUCGAUAGCAUCGACUUCUAGUUCGAGCAGUUCACAAUUUUACUGCGAUCUCGAUUCUUUACCAAGUUCACCCCACAAUUCUUUGGAUCGUCGUACGUCACCGUCUCAAAUGUCAAGUUCCUCGUCUAGUUCGUCAUUACCAUCACUCGACGUAUCCUUGAGUUCAGGUGGAGGUGGCGGAGGAGGAGGGGGAGGAACGAUGGCAACAAAUCGUUUGGCACCACCAUCUAGUGGUGGUGGAACUUCUUCGUUGACGGCUAAUGGAAGUACACCGAAUUUGGUUGGACUUUCGAGUCCGAGUCAUUCCCAUAAAAAUUCACCGGAUUUUUAUAUCAUCAAGGUUACCAUGGAAAGCGAGAACGUUGAGACGGACGGUGUGGUGCUUUAUAAAUCCAUCAUGUUGUCUAACAAUGAGAGGACUCCCCAAGUAAUAAGAAACGCUAUGCUUAAAUUAGGAAUUGAGGGUAGUCCCGAUCAAUAUACUUUAGCUCAAGUUUUACCCGAUCGUGAAAUGGUAUUACCACAUUCGGCUAAUGUUUAUUAUGCCGUCAAUACUGCGCACAAUCUUAAUUUUAUUCUAAGACCUAAAAGAGACGUCAACGAUUCUGCCACGGAAAGUCCCAAAAGUAAAACGAGUCAUAAUCACAAACGGUAGUGUUGGCUACACGAGGAUCAUCUUGUCCUCGGUCUAUCCUCCAAACUUUCGAUAAGACACGAUCGUCUUUUGCAACUUGAAUACGAUCACGAUGGAUAGUUGAAAAGAAGAAGAAGAAGAACAACAACAACAAAAUAGAAAGAGAUAGAGAAAACAAAUAUCCCCGGAUUUCUUUUCAUUUCUCUUACGUUCCCCCACGAAUUUUCAUCUUCUCGAUAACAUUCGUCGAUUGUUGUUAUUUUUAUUUUUAUUUUUAUUUUUAUUUUAUUAUAUUAUAUUUUAUUGCAAGUACAUAUUAUAUAUGCGAUCGUUUGUAACAAUUCGAUAUCUCUUUGAAUCUCAUUUAACGUUGCCAUUUGAUAUAACGUCUCAUUAUUAUAUUAGCGGUUAUUUUUUCUUUCAUUUUCUUUAUCUUCCUUUUUUUAAAAUUAUUUUUUUGUUUGUUAACAUCCAUGACAUAGAAACCGUAUCAAUCAUUCGUUACACUUCGUAAAUCGAAUCGAACGAUCGCGUGAAAUGCAUUUAAUUUUUAAGCUACCAUUCCCCUCGCGUCAUGUUUUUUUAAUCGUUUUAUCGCAACGUUAAAAAAAAAA
Molecule: messenger RNA, 3615 nt
Organism: Polistes dominula (European paper wasp)
Lineage: Eukaryota; Metazoa; Arthropoda; Insecta; Hymenoptera; Vespidae
Gene: Rgl
Product: Ral guanine nucleotide dissociation stimulator-like
Biological process (GO): Ras protein signal transduction
Cellular component (GO): plasma membrane
Molecular function (GO): guanyl-nucleotide exchange factor activity
Source: RefSeq, a predicted model, not a curated record